GUGCUCAGAAAAAGGCUGCUGAACAAAAAACCAAAGUGCCAGAACCUAUUAAGACCAGUUUAAGCCAGCCCCAACCUGCCGGUACCGGUACCAGUACUUCCACCAGCACUAUUACCAACAGCAGCAAUGGCAAACGUGCAUCUGCUCCUGGGCAGCAGCCCGCUGCGUCCCGUUACCUGCCCCGUGAGGUGCCUCCACGCUUCCGCCAGCAAGAACAGAAGCAGCUCCUAAAGCGGGGGCAGCCACUGCCAACUGGGACUCUGAGCAGCACCAGCCCAGCACAAGGUACUGGACAAGCAGGGGCCAGUCCUCCUCCACAGCAAGGAGCAGGUGGACAGCAUCAUCCCAGUAAGACCCAACCAGAUCUCAGCCACAGUGGAUUGGGAGACCAUUAUGAGAAUUCCCACUGGGGACAGCAGCCCACUUUCAGGAGUGAAGGCAACUGCAGCUGGGAUAAAGUGAUAAUAGACAGGACUGACAAGGAAGCGUGGCCUUCCAUUACCGGAGCUGAGACUGAGUCUGCCUCAGAAUGUACUACAGACACUGACUCUGCCUCCAACUGUGGCUCAGAGAACAGUAGCAUGGCUACAGGGAGUGCCCAAGGCAACUUCACUGGACAUACAAAGAAAACUAAUGGCAAUAAUGGCGCCAACGGAGCACUCGUCCAAAGCACUUCUAACCAGAGUGCCCUUGGAGCUGGUGGAGCAAAUGGUAAUGGCAACUCAGCCAGAGUGUGGGGGGUGGCUGGGGGCUCCAGCUCUGGCCUAGCUCACUGCUCUGCCAGUGGUGGGGAUGGAAAGAUGGACAACAUGAUGGGAGAUGGUAGAAGUCAGAACUGCUGGGGUGCUUCCAACUCGAAUGCUGGCAUUAAUCUUAACCUUAACCCUAAUGCCAAUCCAGCUGCCUGGCCUGUACUUGGACAUGAAGGAACUGUGGGAGCAGGCAACCCUUCCAGUAUUUGCAGUCCAGUCAGUGCCAUAGGUCAGAACAUGGGCAACCAGAAUGGGAACCCAACAAGCACCUUAGGUGCUUGGGGAAACUUGCUGCCGCAAGAGAGCACAGAACCACAAACGUCCACUUCUCAGAAUGUGUCUUUCAGCGUACAACCUCAGAACCUUAACACUGAUGGACCAAAUAACACUAACCCCAUGAACUCUUCACCAAACCCUAUCAAUGCAAUGCAGACAAAUGGACUGCCGAACUGGGGGAUGGCUGUUGGGAUGGGGGCCAUCAUCCCGCCCCACCUGCAAGGCCUUCCUGGUGCUAAUGGAACAUCAGUUUCUCAAGUCAGCGGGGGCAGUGGUGAAGGGAUGGGCAGUUCAGUGUGGGGGAUGUCCCCAGGUAAUCCUGCCACAGGAAACAGCAAUUCUGGGUUCAGUCAGGGGAAUGGAGACACUGUGAACUCAGCAUUAAGUGCUAAACAAAACGGAUCCAGCGGCGCUGCGCAGAAGGAGGGGAACGGGGCGAACGCGUGGGAUUCGGGACCUCCUUCUGGUCCUGGGGUACUGGCGUGGGGCAGGGGUGGUGGCAACAGUGGUGUUGGUGGCAUGCAUUCUGGAGCUUGGGGCCACCCCAACCGGAACACCAGUAAUGGUGUGAACGGGGAAUGGGGCAAGCCCCCAAACCAGCAUUCCAAUAGCGACAUCAACGGGAAAGGAUCAACAGGGUGGGACAGCUCCAGUGUUACCAGUCCCAAUCCUGCCAUGCAGCAGGGCAGUGAACAAAUAAACUCUUGGGCCAAAGCUGCAGCCUCUGGCACCACAGCUAGUGAAGGAAGUAACGAGAGUGGUGGGAGUCAAACUGAAGGCAGUACCGGGAGGGAGGGGGCUGGAGAGGGCAGGAGGAGAGACAAAGGGAUGAUAGACCAAGGGCAAGUUCAGUUGCCAAGAAAUGACCUUGACCCCAGGGUCCUGUCCAAUACGGGGUGGGGACAAACCCCCGUAAAGCAAAACACUGCCUGGGAAUUUGAAGAGUCCCCAAGGUCUGAGCGAAAGAAUGACAAUGGAACAGAGGCCUGGGGUUGUGCAGCUACUCAAUCUUCAAACUCAGGGGGGAAGAACGAUGGGUCCAUCAUGAACAGUACAAAUACCUCUUCAGUAUCUGGGUGGGUCAACUCUCCACCGGCAGCUGUUCCAACAAAUACAGGUUGGGGAGACAAUAACAACAAAGCACCAAAUGGCCCAGGGGGGUGGGGAGAGUCAGCAAGCUCUACUACUGUUAAUAAUGCUGCUUCUGCCAAAAGCGGCCACGCGUGGAGUGGGACCGCAAAUCAGGAGGACAAAUCACCUACCUGGGGUGAACCUCAGAAACCCAAAUCUCAGAACUGGGGAGAUGGACAGAAAUCAAAUCCAAGCUGGACUUCAGGAGGUGGAGAUUGGACAGAUUCAUCAUCUGUUCCUGGACACUUGGGUGAGGGGAAGAAGAAUGGAUCUGGAUGGGAUUCUGACAAUAGAUCAGGGUCUGGUUGGAAUGAUUCCACGAGGUCUGGGACCAGCGGGUGGGGAAAUGGCACAAACAGCAAGGCUAAUACAGGUACAAGUUGGGGGGAAUCUUUAAAGCCAAGCCCCCAGCAAAAUUGGGCUAAUAAACCCCAGGACAACAAUGUGAGUAACUGGGGAGGAGCUGCUUCUGUAAAACAGACGGGGUCAGGGUGGGUUGGUGGGCCAGUGCCAGCCAAACAAAAAGAGAACUGUGAGGCAACUGGCUGGGAAGAGCCAUCUCCACCGUCCAUUCGCCGCAAGAUGGAAAUCGAUGAUGGUACCUCAGCUUGGGGCGACCCAAAUUACAACAACAACAAGACUGUAAACAUGUGGGAUAGAAAUAACCCUAUAAUUCAGAGCAGUACCACAACCAACACCACCACCACUAGCACCAUUAUCAACACAAAUAUGGUUGAACCUCAGCCAUCGCACCAGUCAAGUGCCCAGCCAAACCGGUCCCCACUGCUUGGUCCAGCAGGCUGGGGAGAGAUGCCUACUGUCCACACAAAGAGUGAAGCUUCUUGGGGAGAGCCAUCAUCCCCUUCUGCUGCAGUUGAUAAUGGCACUUCAGCAUGGGGGAAACCCCCCAGCAGUGGUACAGGGUGGGGAGAGAAUCCUGCUGAGUCAGCAGGGACAUAUGGAAGAACAAAUGCUCCAGCUGCUGCCCCAGCACUGUGCAAACCAGCUUCAAAAUCUAUGCAAGAAGGCUGGGGCAGUGGUGGGGAUGAAGUGAAUCUCAGUACUAGUCAGUGGGAAGAUGAGGAAGGAGAUAUGUGGAAUAAUACUGCUUCACAAGAGAGCAGCUCCUCCUGUAAUUCCUGGGGAAAUGCCCCGAAGAAAGGACUUCAAAAGGGCAUGAAGACAUCUAGCAAGCAAGAUGAGGCCUGGAUCAUGAACCGUCUGAUAAAACAGCUCACAGACAUGGGCUUCCCUAGAGAGCCAGCGGAAGAGGCCUUGAAGAGCAACAAUAUGAAUCUCGAUCAGGCCAUGAGUGCUCUGCUGGAAAAGAAGGUGGAAAUGGACAAGCGUGGAAUGGGAGUGACUGACUACAAUGGAAUGGUCACCAAACCCCUUGGCUGCCGCCCACCACCAAUCUCCAAAGAGUCUUCCAUGGACCGCCCCACCUUCCUUGACAAGGAUGGCGGCCUAGUGGAAGAGCCCACUACUUCACCAUUUUUGCCUUCACCAAGCCUGAAGCUCCCCCUUUCAAACAGUGCACUCCCUAAUCAGACCCUGGGCGGGAUUGCCUCAGGGCUGGGCAUGCAAAACUUGAAUUCUUCUAGACAGAUACCGAGUGGCAAUCUGGGUAUGUUUGGCAAUAGCGGAGCAGCACAAGCCAGGACCAUGCAACAGCCGCAGCAACCGCCAGUGCAACCUCUUAAUUCAUCCCAGCCUAGUCUUCGUGCUCAAGUGCCUCAGUUUCUAUCCCCUCAGGUUCAAGCACAGCUUUUGCAGUUUGCAGCAAAAAACAUUGGUCUCAGCCCUGCACAGUUAACCUCGCCAAUUAAUAAUCCUCAGCAUAUGACGAUGUUGAACCAGCUCUAUCAGCUGCAGCUGGCGUACCAACGUUUACAAAUCCAGCAGCAGAUGUUACAGGCUCAGCGUAAUGUUUCCGGACCCAUGAGACAACAGGAGCAGCAAGUUGCACGUACAAUCAAUAACAUGCAGCAGCAGAUCCAGCAGCACCAGCGCCAGCUGGCCCAGGCCCUGCUUAUGAAGCAGCAGCCUCCCCCUCCACAUCUAUCUUUGCACCCCUCUGCAGGCAAAUCAGCCAUGGAUAGCUUUUCACCCCAUCCCCAGGCUCCCAGCCUACCUGACCUGCAGACCAAAGAGCAACAGUCUUCACCGAACACCUUUGCUCCUUACCCUCUUGCUGGACUGAACCCGAACAUGAAUGUAAAUAACAUGGACAUCACUGGUGGUUUGUCAGUGAAGGACACUUCUCAGUCCCAGUCUCGCCUUCCUCAGUGGACACACCCCAACUCAAUGGAUAAUCUCUCGAGUGCUGCUUCUUCUCUUGACCAGAACUCCAGCAAGCACGGUGCUAUACCUGGAGGUUUAAGUAUUGGUCCUCCGGGCAAGUCCUCCCUUGAUGACUCUUACGGCCGGUAUGAUCUGAUUCAGAACAGUGAAUCUCCUGCCAGUCCACCUGUAGCUGUUCCUCACAGCUGGUCACGUGCCAAAACUGAUAGUGAUAAAAUUUCCAAUGGCUCCAGCAUAAACUGGCCACCAGAGUUUCAUCCAGGAGUGCCAUGGAAAGGUCUGCAGAAUAUUGAUCCUGAAAAUGACCCUGAUGUUACUCCUGGAAGUGUUCCAACUGGGCCAACCAUAAACACCACGAUACAAGAUGUUAAUCGCUAUCUUCUCAAGAGUGGAGGGUCAUCCCCAACAUCAUCUCAGAAUGCCACGCUGCCUUCAUCGAGUGCCUGGCCGCUUAGUGCCUCCGGCUACAGUAGCUCUUUCAGCAGCAUUGCAUCUGCACCUAGCAUUGCAGGUAAAUUGUCAGACAUCAAGUCUACGUGGUCCUCUGGCCCAAUCUCUCACACACAAGCCUCUCUAUCCCAUGAACUAUGGAAGGUACCCAGAAACACUACUGCUCCUACAAGACCACCUCCAGGCUUAAACACCAAGCCAUCAUCUACGUGGGGUGCCAGUCCCCUGGGUUGGACCAGCUCUUACUCCUCUGGUUCUGCAUGGAGUACUGACAGCUCAGGGAGAACAAGCAGCUGGCUGGUUCUUCGAAACCUCACCCCCCAGAUUGAUGGUUCCACACUGAGGACACUGUGUUUGCAACAUGGCCCUCUGAUAACAUUCCACUUGAACCUGACACAAGGGAAUGCUGUGGUCCGAUACAGUUCCAAGGAAGAAGCAGCCAAGGCCCAAAAGUCUCUGCAUAUGUGUGUCCUGGGAAACACUACCAUCCUGGCCGAGUUUGCUGGUGAGGAAGAAGUCAACCGUUUCUUAGCACAAGGCCAGGCACUGCCACCCACCUCCAGCUGGCAGUCCAACACUGGAACCACCCAGAACCGCCUGGGCUCCUCCAGCAGCUCCCACGCUUUGGUGCGCAGCGACGCCGGGCACUGGAACCCCCCCUGCCUGGGGGGCAAGGGGAGCAGCGACCUGCUCUGGGGGGGGGUACCCCAGUACUCCAGCAGCCUUUGGGGACCCCCCAGCACCGACGAUGGCAGAGUCAUUGGGAGCCCCACCCCUUUGAAUACUCUUCUUCCAGGUGAUCUUCUCAGCGGGGAGUCCAUCUAGGAAACGAGAGAGAAACAAAAUGGAAAUAACAAUCAUCAGCACUAAAGGAAAAAAAAAGAAAAAAAAAGUUAAAAAGUUUGUAACCCUUUCCAGUCCCGGGCUUGAUGAAGAAUCCAGCUUUAACAGAUCAGACUGGCAGCCCUUUUUGUUGUUUUUUUUAGUACCUCUGUCCGAUAUUGAAUAUGAAACUGCAGAAGUCCUUGUGAACUGUUGGUGAAACAGUAUGGGCUCCUUUGGGUCAGUGUCACAUGCUAAUGACAGGUUUUAUUUUUUUGUUUUCAUGGCUUUUUGUUUUUAUGUUGUCUUUUUAUGUUUGUAUGGUGAUUUUUCAAAACCAAGUAUAAAAAAGCUGCUUAGAAUAGGUCUAUCAUGAAGGGCACUUUUCAGAAUUUGGGCUGGAAAGGGUUAUUUUAUCAACUGGGAAGGGAGGGAGGGGGGAGGGGGAAAUGAAAGCCUAUUUAAAAUGAGCCUGUGACUAUUAUGCACAUUACCAGAGGCGGACCCAAUAAUCAGAAAGGGUGAAGUGUGAUAUUUUACCAUUGGUACAGAAAGCAACGACUCGAAAUGGUGACUCCUGACUGUAGAGGUUGAGCUGGGGGGGGAGGGAGGGCAGGGUCGGGGUAAUCUCUGUGUCCACUACUCCCAUGGAUCUGCCUAUGCACAUUACCCUCGUUUCAUUACUUUUUCAUGUCAUUUUUUUUAAUCCCAAAAAAAAAAAAAAAUAAAAAAAAAAAAAAAAAAAAGGAAAAAAAGAAGAAAAAAAAAAAAAAAAAAAAGAAAAACAAAAAAAAGAACAUAUCAACAUGCAAAUACUUGAAUCCAGCAGGCCAAUAACAAAAUGUGAACACUUUCUAAGUCUAAUUAUUACACUUCCAGGUUGGCAUCAGUACACAAAAUACAGGCUCUAAGAAUUAUUCUUUUGUUUUUUCAAGUUCAGACUCUAUGUUUUUGUUGGAACAGCUGUCUGUAUGUCAGUGAGCUUGUGUGUGUGUGUGUGUGUGUGUGUGCCCACGUGUGGUUUAACUAAAAGCGUGAAGUUUUUUCCUUUUUAUUCAGUAUAUGCUUUUUAUUUGCUCAUUGGUCAAAUGUUUAAUUGUUAUUAGCUUCUAACUUUGCACUGAGUGUCCGCAGCCCUUCUUGUAGCUAAUCCUAUAAUGUUACAAAGAAAAAAAAAAAAGAAAAAAAAAAGAAAACUGAUAAAAGGGGCCGGCGACAAUUCACGUGUAAAUGUUUACUCAAGGACUCUUAUUGCAUUUUAAAAAUUACAGUGUGUAUCUCUGGAGAAUAAUAUGUAUAUCUACCUUUAGCAGCUUUUUAUCGUGGACUAAUGCAAGAAAAUUAUUACCGGAGUAUUGCACCAUUUUUCCAUUUGGAAGAUAAAAGUUUAAACCAGAAUUACUCUUUGUUGAACUGUGGCCAUAGAUAAUUGUAAAGAGUGGAUAGUUCCCUUGCAAGCAGGAACAGAAACAAGCACUUGGACAUAGGUUUUGACUGCUUUUGGAGGAGCCAGGAGUUUUGGCUCCCACCUGUUUACAGACCUUUUUUUUCUCCUUCAAACUUUAAAAUAAAAAAAAAAAAUGGAAUUUAAAAAAAAAA
Calypte anna (Anna's hummingbird) is the source of this 7334-nucleotide messenger RNA. It is a transcript of the gene TNRC6C, whose product is annotated as trinucleotide repeat containing adaptor 6C. Gene Ontology annotation, molecular function: protein binding; RNA binding. Gene Ontology annotation, cellular component: nucleoplasm; P-body. Gene Ontology annotation, biological process: positive regulation of nuclear-transcribed mRNA poly(A) tail shortening; miRNA-mediated post-transcriptional gene silencing. NCBI's taxonomy places the organism in Eukaryota, Metazoa, Chordata, Aves, Apodiformes, Trochilidae. The record is from RefSeq and is a predicted model, not a curated record.